Messenger RNA from Suillus fuscotomentosus, 611 nucleotides. RefSeq names its product thioredoxin-like protein. Lineage: Eukaryota; Fungi; Basidiomycota; Agaricomycetes; Boletales; Suillaceae. The transcript is spliced from 2 exons. Gene Ontology annotation, biological process: mitochondrial translation. Gene Ontology annotation, molecular function: structural constituent of ribosome. Gene Ontology annotation, cellular component: mitochondrial large ribosomal subunit. Bases 60 to 491 code for a protein of 143 amino acids. The record is from RefSeq and is a predicted model, not a curated record.
CUCCGAUCAGUCUCACCCGCAAACAAGUUCAUACUCCGAUACCCCUCCUUCUCCAGUCCAUGGCCACAAAACAAAUCCUUAGAGCUCAGCUACGCUCGUAUCCUGCAAAUGGUCACUCUGCAUACCUCCCACAGGUCAGGAAAAUAGUAUUAGAAUAUUGCCAGAAUCUUCCUUCAUCCACCAAUGCCCGUACUUUCAUCUCAAAUGACCUCCAGCGUGUUGCAUGGCAGAACCCACACGUUGAAUUCGUGGUCAAGCAGCGCAACGGUCAUGAACCAAUAGCAAGGGGAUUUUAUGUUAACGGUCGUGACAAGGUCAUUCCACUGCAGGAGUUCGAAGUUAAUGGUGUGGAGAAAAAAGUUCAAUUACUCCUCGACUCCUCGGGCGCGAAGAUAAAGCAGCUGAAAAGAGGCCGUAUUGUGGAGAGUACGACAGAGGCUGCAAGAGGCAUUUGGAGUGGGUUGCAUGUCGACACCCCGUUCAAAAUAUAGACGGGGUUAUAGUUAGUUAUCAUAUCCAUAUCGUACCUUUUCUCACUCCGCGUCUAAUGGAAUUCUGCAGCUCUUGCGAUAAAUCCGGAUUUCGUCAAUUGCCUGGUUUCAGCUAGACUG